Messenger RNA from Populus trichocarpa (black cottonwood), 946 nucleotides. Its product is annotated as photosystem I assembly protein Ycf4. Gene Ontology annotation, cellular component: thylakoid; photosystem I; membrane. Bases 1 to 555 code for a protein of 184 amino acids. Gene Ontology annotation, biological process: photosynthesis. The record is from RefSeq and is a predicted model, not a curated record. Lineage: Eukaryota; Viridiplantae; Streptophyta; Magnoliopsida; Malpighiales; Salicaceae. The transcript has a single exon.
AUGAGUUGGCGAUCAGAACAUAUAUGGAUAGAACUUAUAGCGGGGUCUCGAAAAAUAAGUAAUUUCUGCUGGGCCAUUAUACUUUUUUUAGGUUCAUUGGGGUUUUUAUUGAUUGGAAUUUCCAGUUAUCUUGACAGAAAUUUGAUAUCUUUAUUCCCGUCUCAGCAAAUCCUUUUUUUUCCACAAGGGAUCGUGAUGUCUUUCUAUGGGCUCGCCGGUCUGUUUAUUAGCUCUUAUUUGUGGUGCACAAUUUCGUGGAAUGUAGGUAGUGGUUAUGAUCGAUUCGAUAGAAAAGAAGGAAUAGUGUGUAUUUUUCGUUGGGGAUUUCCAGGAAAAAAUCGUCGCAUCUUACUACGACUCUUUAUGAAAGAUAUUCAGUCUAUCAGAAUAGAAGUUAAAGAGGGUUUUUAUGCUCGGCGUGUCCUUUAUAUGGAAAUCAGAGGCCAGGGGGCCAUUCCUUUGACUCGUACUGAUGAGAAUUUGACUCCACGAGAAAUUGAGCAAAAAGCAGCGGAAUUGGCCUAUUUUUUGCGUGUACCAAUUGAAGUAUUUUGAAAUAAACCGAAGCACUUUUCUUAGCAGGAGGUAAAAAACCAAAAAAUCCUCUUUUUUUUUUUUUCUAUAACAUAACUUAACUUAAAUUUAUUCAUAAUACUGAUGAACCAAAGAAGACGUAUAUUAUAUAUACGGAAUAUAUACGGAAAACGGAAAAAUUCGAAAACGGAACUUUUUUUUAUGCGUAUGUAAAUUCACAAAAUUCAAGGACUAACCACUGACUCACAAAUAAAAAAGAGGGAAUAGAUUCGCGGGUUCGAAGCUUUCUAUUCUAAAUUCUAAUAUCUAAUAUUAGAAUAGAACUUAUGCUUGAUAGAAAUAUUAGAUCGUAUAGAGUUGACGAAUGAAGCGGAUUCAUUAAAAAUUCACAGACGAAAAAAUGGAAAAAAAA